Molecule: messenger RNA, 873 nt
Organism: Pestalotiopsis fici W106-1
Lineage: Eukaryota; Fungi; Ascomycota; Sordariomycetes; Amphisphaeriales; Sporocadaceae
Product: High osmolarity signaling protein SHO1
Exons: 2
Coding region: 1-873 (290 amino acids)
Molecular function (GO): protein binding
Source: RefSeq, a predicted model, not a curated record
AUGGAAUACUCGAGACAGUCGCACGCCCGCAGAGGCAUGACGCUGGGCAAUGUUAUUGGCGAUCCAUUUGCCUUGGCCACAACUUCGAUUGCAGCACUUGCCUGGAUUAUUGGCAUGAUUAGUUCUAUUAUCGCCCAGAUCCAACCCAUACCAAAAGGCGAGCAAGGAUUUCCAACUUUCUCAUGGUGGAGCAUCGUAUACAUGUUUUUCCUCAUUGCUGGCGUCAUGAUUGUCGUCGCAGCUGAUGCCGCUCAAACUUACCACGUUGCACUUGUGGGAUACUUGGGCGCUGGAUUGGUCUUGACUUCAUCGUCCGUCAAUUCCCUUGUCUAUUCGUCGAGCGCUGCCCGUGAGGCCGCCGCUGCCGGAUUCAUCCUGCUCUCCAUGGUCAAUAUCGUGUGGAUCUUCUACUUUGGCUCCGCCCCCUCGGCAACUCCACGUGCUUACCUCGACUCGUUUGCUUUGACCAAGGAGAUGCCCCAGAACAGGCAGACGAUGAAUGGUGGUUAUGGCGGGCGGCCCGAGACGUCGGUCUCCAACCAGCCACCGCAAAUGUAUACAUCGGCACAGCUCAACGGUUUUGAGAACCCAUCGCCCGUUGCUGGCUUCUCUGCCAAUGUGACCCCCCGCUCGCCUGCUGCACAACCCAUGGCAGCACCUCAAAAGGAGAGCGAGAUUGCGCAGCCGACGGAAUAUCCCUAUCGUGCCAAGGCCAUCUAUAGCUACGAAGCCAAUCCUGAUGAUGCGAAUGAGAUCUCCUUUUCCAAGCACGAAAUUCUGGAGGUCAGCGACGUCAGUGGCAGAUGGUGGCAAGCACGUAAGGAGAGCGGCGAGACAGGUAUUGCGCCUAGCAAUUACCUGAUUCUGUUAUAA